GCAAAAGAUGUGUGUGAUUAACAGAACAACAAACAAGAAUUUAACAGAGGCAUAUUCAGUUCCUCUAGGAGUGAUCUUGGGAGGCAUCUCAUUGACCACAGUUGUCAUGAAUAUUUUGGUCCUAUAUGCAGUGAAAAUGGAAAAGAAACUUCACACUGUCGGCAAUCUUUACAUCGUGAGCCUGUCCUGUGCAGACCUUGUUGUUGGUGCAGCCGUCAUGCCACUGAACAUUUUAUAUCUUUUGAAGAAUGAGUGGCUGUUAGGUAGACAAGCUUGCCUGUUUUGGCUGUCAAUGGAUUAUGUGGCCAGCACAGCUUCCAUAUUCAGCCUCCUCAUACUCUGCAUAGAUCGUUACCGUUCUGUCCAGCAGCCACUAAAAUAUCUCAAGUACCGGACAAAAACUAGAGCAUCUAUCAUGAUUUCCGGAGCUUGGCUGCUCUCUUUUAUGUGGGUAGUCCCAAUUUUUGGCUGGCGCAACUUUACUCGUGAUAACAGGAUAGGUGACGGGGAUAAAGUAUGUGAAACAGAUUUCUGCAGAGUCACCUGGUUUAAGGUCUUGACAGCUAUAGCCAACUUCUACAUUCCAUCACUGAUGAUGUUGUUUUUCUAUGCAAAAAUAUACACAGCUGUCCAGAGGCAUUAUCAGCACAGGGAGCUCAUUAAUGGAUCGUUUAGAUCUGCCUCAGAAAAAACAAUUCCACCCAAUUGUAAGCUGCGAGAAAUACAAGAGAUGUGUUCACUAAGUGAAAGUAAAAAUAUAGGAUUUUACUGUCAUGAACAUGACAGUCAGAAUGACAGAAUGGAAGCCCAACCUCCACCAGGAAGCUUUAUUGAGGAAUCACAAGUAUUUCAUAAAGGAAGUGCUCAUGCAGGAGGAAGGCACAGCUGCUUUCCUCUAACUAUUGCACAAAAUGACAUUGUGGUGGGCAAUAUUGAUAGGAAGUACACCUGUGCCAAUGAAAGCAUUCAGAAUAUGGAGAAGCCUUGCCCCCAAGAAUAUGAAAUAAGCAAAACAUUAUACGACCAUACCUUUGCAGAGAGACCUUCUUGUAGACAACAUUCAGAUCCUACUCUGGAGCAAAAUUUUCAUAUCAAGAGGCACUUUCCUCAGCAUAAAAACAGCAAAGACAGCACAAGCCUUCAUUCUUUGAAAAAGACGUGGAGGCGGCUGCGUGCUCACUCUCUGAACCAUAACCAAGGGCUGCGUGUGAACAGAGAAAGAAAGGCAGCUAAACAGCUAGGCUGUAUAAUGGCGGCCUUUAUGCUGUGCUGGAUUCCAUACUUUGUAUUAUUUAUGGUCAUGGCAUAUUGUGAAGAAUAUUACAAUUAUCACGUUCAUAUGUUUACCAUCUGGCUUGGCUAUGUGAAUUCUACAUUAAAUCCAUUUAUAUACCCGCUUUGUAAUGAAAACUUCAAGAAAACUUUCAAAAAGAUUCUUCAUAUUAAAAGCUAA
Euleptes europaea (tarantolino) is the source of this 1453-nucleotide messenger RNA. It is a transcript of the gene HRH1, whose product is annotated as histamine receptor H1. Gene Ontology annotation, molecular function: G protein-coupled serotonin receptor activity; neurotransmitter receptor activity; histamine receptor activity. Gene Ontology annotation, biological process: chemical synaptic transmission; regulation of vascular permeability; positive regulation of vasoconstriction. NCBI's taxonomy places the organism in Eukaryota, Metazoa, Chordata, Lepidosauria, Squamata, Sphaerodactylidae. The record is from RefSeq and is a predicted model, not a curated record. Gene Ontology annotation, cellular component: membrane; dendrite. Bases 8 to 1453 code for a protein of 481 amino acids. The transcript has a single exon.